Lontra canadensis (Northern American river otter) is the source of this 1319-nucleotide messenger RNA. It is a transcript of the gene CCDC24, whose product is annotated as coiled-coil domain containing 24. The transcript is spliced from 8 exons. NCBI's taxonomy places the organism in Eukaryota, Metazoa, Chordata, Mammalia, Carnivora, Mustelidae. Bases 13 to 963 code for a protein of 316 amino acids. The record is from RefSeq and is a predicted model, not a curated record.
CGCAGGCGGGCCAUGCUCCGGGACUCCCCGUCUCUGUGGGAGCUGGUAGAGGAGCACAUUCCGCUCCCGGAGCGGCCCGAAGUGAAGAGGAUUCUGGGCGAGACGACGGUGGACCUGAGCCUGGAGCUACGAGCAGAGCUCUCCUUGCAGGUGGUGUUGCUACAGUCACUGCUCCAAGAGGCUCUAUCCUCCCAAGCCUCUGGCUCCCGCCCCACCUCUGAUCCCUCCUCCCUUCUGGCACCACCACCCCUCCUAAGAGACCUCAUGCGCCAAGAACUGAGGCAGCUGCUCCUAGGGCUCCGCCAGAAGGCCAUCUGCGAGGGCAGGGACCAGACCCAGGCUUGGGUCCAGUAUAGCCCCAGGGUCCUGCGCUUUGCCUUGGAGGAGCCUAGGUGUGAUUUGCCAGAACAGGAGGUAUUGCAGAUGAGAGCUGGUGAACUCAGCAGCGGUCAGAGGGACCUCAGCAUCAUCAAGGACCAACUGAAUGUGUCCAGCAUUGACCAGGUUGCUGGACACCUGCGGAGCCUCCUAGAGGAGGAGUGUCACACCUUGGAGAGGAUGAUCCCUGUCCUGCAGCGCUGCCUGGAAGAGGAGUACACAGGGGCACCGCAGCCCUCCAAGGCAAGCCUAGCGCCCACCCUGGCAGAGCUGAAGGAGCAGAAGGCAGCCAUGCGCCGGGAGCUGCAGGCACUUCCGAGGCCCUCCCAUGUCUCCUCCAGCCUCAGGCAGCAGCCCGUGGGAUCCUCCAGCCCGGGGCUCAGACCCCGGCCUUGCCCCCUCGGGACGGCUGGGGUUUGGACAGGGCCUGGCCAGUGCUGCCUGCCCGCCCCACCUCCCAAGUGCUGCCCUCGCCCCCGACACCUGGCUACCACCUGCCGCUGGGGCCGGAAGCUUCAGGGCAACCCUGGGGAAAGGCCAGUGUCUACUCCAUCAUCCAGCGCAACACCCCAGGCCUCCACCUGAAGGGCUGAUCGUCAAGUAGGCCUUGGCGUCUGCUGGAACUCACCCCGUCCGCUGCUGCCCACCCCUCAGCUGCUGUGGCCCAGCCUGCUUCAGAUCUAGUCUUGGAUGGGCCCGAGCCAGGAUGCAAGGCUCUCCAUCUAUCUGGCCCUUCUUGCCCCUCCCCUUCGCUGAGCCCCUGGUGUCUGGUUCUGACCAUCAGAGCCUUUGGCCUUUCUUCUCCCGGUCCUCCACAAAGGCCUGGCAGGCAGAGGUCUCAUCCCUGCCCCGACUCUUGUCCCCCUGGGGGACUCAGACAAAGCACAGCAGCAGCUCAGAGACAGGAAUAGAAAUUUCAUUAAAAUCUAUGGACUUUAAAA